AUGGCUCGGCGAUGUUCAGAACAAAUGCCUAGUGUUUCUUCAAUAUUGAAUGAAAAUAUUGCUACUAAUAUUGGUAGUGUUGAUAAUAUUAAUCAGCAAGGAACGUCGUCUCAUCAACAUUGUUUUCGUUGUGAUGUCGAUAUUGCAGCAGAUUUUACAAGUGGAGGACGUAUAAGAAUAUUGUGUCCGUUUUGUGGAAGUUUUCUUAGUGGGCAAACACCGUAUGAUAUGCGACUUAAAGUAUCCAGCGAAGCUGGUGGUAUUCAACAUUUACCUAGUAUGACUCUUCGUUCUCGAUUUUCUCGAACAUUCAAUCGUGUAUUAAAACGAACAAAUUUAAAUAACAAUAGUAUAACUAUUAAUGGUCGAAAAAGGAUGGAAAUUCCUUUACCAUCAGCGGUCUAUCAACAUGACGAAUUCAAAUGUUUAGUUGUAUCAGCGAUUAUGGAAGACAUGACAGCGUUUUACACUAAUUUUUACUCGAAUUUUGAUUAUAUGAAACAAGUACUUACACUGACUGAUAAUGAACAAAAAUCUUCAUUGAAUUGGCAAUAUUUAGAAACGAUACACGAUUAUCUUUCACACGCAAGCCCAUUAUUUGACGAAUCAUGCUCGCACCAUAUAUUUGCUCAUAUAUUUCGUCGAAUAGCUAACUUUGGUGAUCGAGAACAUCAUCAAAUUAUUUCAUUUUUACAAACUUUACCGGUAGAGAUGUUUCGAUCAGCUGUUAAUCGUAUUCAAAAAUUUAUUUCUCUUAAUGUAUUUUGUCCAAAAUUACAUUCUAUUCAACUUCAAGUCAACGGAUGGUGGAUACCAUCGAGCGUUCGAACGCUAGCUUUAUUCAAUGCAGCUAAUGAAGCAUUGAAAAAACGUAAAAUUCCAUACAAUGAGUUUGCCAUAACAACACUAAACUAUGUUGACAUUGAAAGAGACUACGCAAAUUGGCAACGAAAAUCAGUUGCUUUUAAUAGCGGUUUUACAUUUUGUCAAUAUCCAUUUGUUUUGAGCGUUAAUGCAAAACGUACAAUACUUAAACGAGAUUCAGAACAACAAAUGAUUCUAACAGCAAGACUAAGUAUGAUUCAAAAAUUUCGCAAUAAACAAGCUCCCAAUCUUGGCAUGUUAUUUUUAAAUUUGUAUGUUCGACGUUCAAAUUUGGUUGCCGAUUCAUUAGAAGAAGUGGCAAAGAAACGUGAUGAUUUAAAAAAAAAAUUACGUGUAACGUUUAUCGGAGAAGUUGGCCUAGACAUGGGAGGACUUACGAAAGAAUGGUUUUUGUUAAUUAUUCGAAAUAUAUUUCUGCCUGAUUAUGGUAUGUUUACCUAUUAUGAAUCAUCCAAUGUAUAUUGGUUCAAUGCAGCAGCUGUUAAUAAUGUCAAAGAAUAUAAUCUUAUUGGAGUUCUUAUGGGAUUGGCUGUUUAUAAUACAACACUAUUAGACAUACGAUUUCCAAUUGUCUGUUACAAAAAAUUAUUAAAUCCAGCAUUUUUGCCACUUAUUGAGCAGAAUCAAAAAUUGAAAGUGGGUUAUGUCAAACCAACAUUAGCUAAUUUUCAAACAAUACGGCCAGUGAACUAUGAUGAAAAUGUUGAAAGAGAUUUUUGUUUAAUGUUCGAAGUGGCUGUAUCCGAAUACGGUUCUCUUGUUAUGUAUCCAUUAAAAGAAAAUGGAUCCAACAUUCCAGUGACAAAUGAGAAUCGUCAAGAAUAUGUUGAAUUAUUAAUUGAUUAUUAUUUAAAUAAAAGUAUUUUAAAACAAUUUGAAGCAUUUUAUCAUGGUUUUCAUUCUGUAUGCGCAUCAAAUGCAUUACUUUUGUUAAUUCCAGAAGAAUUAGAAGUACUCAUCUGUGGUGCACAAGAAUGUGAUUUAACCGAUUUGGCAAAAAUAACAACAUAUGACAAUUGUCGAUCAGAUGAGAAUUUUAUUAAAUGGUUUUGGGAAGUUGUUGAAGAACUACCAGUUGAUAAACAACGUCGUCUACUUUUAUUUGUUACUGGUAGUGAUCGGAUGCCAGUAGGUGGUAUAAGUGAAAUGACAUUCAAAAUUGGAAAAUUAAUAUCAAAUAAAUUCAAUAUUAAUGAAUUACUUCCAAUGUCUCACACAUGUUUUAAUCAAUUAUUAUUACCACCAUAUCCAAGUAAAAAAAUUCUUAAAGAGAAAUUAUUAAUCGCUAUUGAUCACGCUGAAGGAUUUGGAAUAGAGUGA
Molecule: messenger RNA, 2205 nt
Organism: Didymodactylos carnosus
Lineage: Eukaryota; Metazoa; Rotifera; Eurotatoria; Philodinida; Philodinidae
Source: the annotation of a GenBank genome assembly